Molecule: messenger RNA, 4441 nt
Organism: Benincasa hispida (wax gourd)
Lineage: Eukaryota; Viridiplantae; Streptophyta; Magnoliopsida; Cucurbitales; Cucurbitaceae
Product: Pentatricopeptide repeat (PPR) superfamily protein
Biological process (GO): RNA modification
Cellular component (GO): mitochondrion
Molecular function (GO): protein binding; RNA binding; zinc ion binding
Source: RefSeq, a predicted model, not a curated record
AGCAACUUGAACUAGAAGAUUCAAACUCUUGAAAAAUGUUUUGUUUUUGAGUUUACUUAUUUAACAGUCACAAAUUGGGGACCAUAAGACCACCAUGGAUGAAUAAACUCGAAUGCUUAAAUUUGAAGGAGAAAUAAAGUUUAAAACACCUGAAAAAUGCCAUGGAAGAGCUUCUGUUUGUACUCUCAGGUCAAACAUCUACUUCUCUCUCCCGUUUCUCACUACACAUUCUCCCGCCAAAUAUCAAUUUCCCCAUUACCCAACUUGAAAACUCUGUGUUCCAAUGGCCAACUGAAGGAAGCAUUGCUGCAAAUGGCCAUUUUAGGCCCUGAAAUGAAGUUCGAAGGUUACGAUACAAUCUUGAACGAAUGCGUUAGUCAAAGGGCUAUUAGAGAAGGCCAAAGAGUUCAUACCCACAUGAUUAAAACUUGUUAUUUGCCACCCGUGUACCUCAGAACGAGGUUGAUUGUGUUGUACAAUAAGUGUGACUGUUUAGGUGAUGCACGGGAAGUGUUUGAUGAAAUGCCCCAGAGGAAUGUGGUUUCUUGGACGGCGAUGAUUUCGGCUUAUUCACAGAGAGGUUUUGCGUUUGAAGCCUUGAAUUUGUUUGUGGAAAUGUUAAGAUCAGAUACAGAACCAAAUGAGUUCACUUUUGCUACCAUACUCACUUCUUGCGUAGGUAGUUUGGGAUUUGAAACUGGUAGACAAAUUCAUUCCAUUGCCAUCAAAAGAAAUUAUGAAUCCCACAUGUUUGUUGGCAGUUCACUUCUUGACAUGUAUGCAAAAUCGGGUAGAAUUCAUGAUGCUCAUGGAGUUUUCCAUUGCUUGCCAGAAAGAGAUGUUGUUGCAUGUACUGCUAUCAUCUCUGGCUAUGCUCAAAUGGGUCUUGACGAAGAAGCAUUGAAGCUAUUCCGUCAAUUGCAAACUGAAGGAAUGAAUUCAAAUUAUGUAACUUAUGCUAGUGUUUUAACUGCUCUAUCCGGACUUGCUGCACUAAAUCACGGCAAGCAAGUUCACAACCAUGUUCUUCGGUCUGGACAGUCUUCUUAUGUGGUUCUUCUGAAUUCUCUCAUCGAUAUGUACUCAAAAUGUGGGAAUGUCUGCUAUGCCAGGAGAAUUUUUGAUAGCAUGCCUGAGAGAACUUGUAUAUCAUGGAAUGCGAUGCUCAUCGGGUAUAGUAAACAUGGAAUGGGGAGAGAGGUGCUUGAACUUUUUAAAUUGAUGAGAGAAGAAAAUAAAGUUAAACCUGACAGCAUUACAUAUUUGGCUGUUUUAUCUGGUUGCAGUCAUGGACAGUUGGAAGAUAGGGGGCUUGAAAUAUUUUAUAACAUGGCAAAUGGAAAGGAUGGAAUUGAACCAGAUAUUGAGCAUUAUGGUUGUGUUGUUGAUUUACUUGGGCGUGUUGGCCGCAUAGAAGAGGCUUUUGAUUUUAUAAAAAAGAUACCUUUUGUGCCAACUGCUGCUAUUUGGGGAACACUAUUGGGUUCAUGUCGGGUUCACUCAAAUGUCGAAAUUGGCAUAAUUGUGGGUCAGAAGCUUCUAGAGAUAGAACCUGAAAAUGCAGGGAACUAUGUUAUUCUCUCACAUUUAUAUGCUUCUGCAGGAAAAUGGGAAGAUGUGAGAAAUAUUAGGGACCUGAUGCAAGAGAAAACUGUGAUAAAGGAGCCAGGCCGCAGUUGGGUAGAGCUUGAUCAAGUUGUUCAUACUUUCCAUGCAAGUGAUCACACUCAUCCAAGAAGGGAAGAGGUGGCAAAGAAGGUAAAGGAAUUAUCCAUUAAAUUCAAGGAAGAUGGUUAUGUUCCCGACUUGAGUUGUGUUUUAUAUGAUGUGGACGAGGAACAGAAAGAGAAGGUGCUUCUUGGCCAUAGUGAAAAGUUAGCUUUGGCAUUUGGGUUGAUUGCUACUCCUGAAGGAGCAACAAUCCGUAUCAUAAAAAACCUCCGAAUUUGCGUCGAUUGUCAUAGUUUUGCCAAAUUUGUAUCGAAGCUUUAUGCAAGAACAGUAAUCCUAAGGGACAAAAACCGGUUUCAUAAUAUAGUUGGGGGAGUAUGCUCUUGUGGAGAUUACUGGUAAGCUUUGAAGUUAUAAAUGGUAAAGAGUUCUCGCAUGCUGCUAUACUGCAGUCUAAAAGUUUUUUAUACAUGAACUGAAGUAGCAUAUGAUUCAACGAACGUGAAGAACAGUUAAAGAUCAGCCUUAAUUCACAGUCUGGAAUAUUGUGGUGUUGUGGGAAGAUAUGAAAUCUGAAAAUCUUUUGACACAGAGUUCCGACUUCCAGAUUUUUCUGAACCUAUUGAGUUUAGCAUCAGAGAAACUGCUGCAAUAUUAAGAACAUUAGCAUUUCUCAUCGGCUUGGAGGUUGAAACAAGUCGGGUAUCUGCUGGUGGUGGUGAAAUCAUCCUCCAAUAGCUUGAGAAUCAAGGCUUUUACCUUGAGGAAAUGAACACUAGAAGAUGGACAGGACGUGGAUGUCUGCUGAUGGGAACUGGAAACCUUGUAGAAUAACCAAGAAUGUCGGGAUUCCACCCCGUUUCGACCAGCUUCGAGAGAACAAAAUUUUUAUGGCGGAGUCUGCUGUAUAUUUCUUAAUGUUCCUGCUCAUUAGGAACUUCGACGUUUUGUUAUUAGAUAAUUUUAUGUUUCCGUCUUGGACCUCAAACAUUUGAAACAUGAUUUAUGAAUUAUAAUAAAGUACUAAGGUUACUUUGCAACACUAUAGUGUGUUUAAGGGUUAUAAAGUUUGGUGAUGCAACUAUCUACAAUAACCCUUAAGGGCAUGUUUGGGCCUAAGAUUAGAGUGAGGUGGAGUGGGUUACCUUGUUUGGGGCUCCAACAUUUUUUAGUUGGAGCUACAAUUAUACUUCACACUCUAAUCCUAGGGGAACUGUUCCCAACCCUUAUGAUACAUUGUUUCCAUCUCCUCUGUUCUCCAUCACAUUUCUGUCUGAUCGUUCUCCCUUGAUUUUUCUCCUUUCUUAUCCGAUCGAACACUAUGCUCAGGUUUCGUUCUUCCUUCUCUUUACUUCUCCAGCUUCAGAUCUAGUUUCGUUUUUCCUUCUUUUUACUUCUCCGGCUUCAGAUCUGGUUUUGGCGCCGUCUUCAGAUCUGGUUUCACAUUUCUUGCAUGUUUUUCUUCAGAUCUAGUUUUGCAUUUCACAGAUCUAUAGAUCAUGUCUCUUCCCCUUGUCGCUCCAAACAAUCUCUCUCUCGCCACUCCAAAACUUUGAUUCCCUUUUCUGCUUUAUUCAAUCUUCUCACUCUGUCGAAAUAGACCUUGGAGCUUGAUAGGGGGGAGGUCGAGAUUUGAAGCUUGGAAAGGGGGGACAUCCAGAUUUGGAGCUUGGAAAGGGGGGAGGUCGAAGGUAGUCUUCUUUUUCUCUUUUCCAGCCGAUGAUGAGGUUUUGAAUUAUUUUUUUUCCAAUUUUAGCUCAAAAUUUUGUAAAUCAGUGGACAAAUUAUUUGAUGUUCCUUAUUUUACUUUCAAUUAUUUUGCUUCCAAAUUAUGUUAUUCAUUCUACUAAAUUCAUUCUUUUGCUUUGAAUAACUACUGUCUCUGAAAAUAUAACGAUUUGUUUGUCCAUUGGUUAGCCAAAUUGCUUUGAAUUACUACUGUCUCUAAAAAAUUUUGUAAAUGAGUGGACAAAUUUGUUCAUUUCAGUCUCUGUUUGUCCAUUGGUUGUCCAAUUUGUAACUUUUGGCCUCCAUUUGACCAUUGUUUAUUGUAUAUUGAUUGAUUGCGGUUGUUAGGUACUGUUUACGCAUUCAUCAUUAGCAUAUCUCUUAUUUUUAGGAUGAUUUAUUGUAUAUUGAUGGACAGUAGUUGUUAGGUACUGUUUAUGGUAUUCAUCAUUGCCAUAUCCCUUUUUUUGAAUGGUCUAUUCUAUAUUUACUGACAGUGGUUGUUAGUUUACUAUUUAUCGUAUUCACACAACUAUAUAUAUGUAUCUCACUUCACUUCGACUUAGGUCAAACUCAUUCUAUCUACUUGCUUAAUGCAAUUGGUAUGUUAUUUCUCUUGUUUCCAAUAUUUUCUUAUUGUGUUAUUUCUUUUGUUGGUUUACUGCAUUCAUCUUGUUGGUUUCUCAUUUUGUUGGUAUUGUUUAUUGCAUUCAUCUUGUUUUAUUUUUUGUACUUUAUAAUUAUGCUCUCACUUGUCUUCAAGUAUAAGGACAAACACAUUCUAUCUACUUCAUAAAUGCAAAUGGUAUGCCUUCUCCCUCUUUAUCUAAUAUUUUUUUUUAUUACGGUUCUUGACUAGUAUAUUAAUGUUGUUUAUUGUAAUAUGUUUUAGGGUUGGUCUUAUACAAAUUAGCCGGAUUAAACACUGUUUACCAACUUUCUCUUGCUGAGUCUGGUGAGACUAUUUCUAGGCAUUUCAACACUGUUUUAUUAGCGGUGUUACGAUUACACGAUGUGUUGUUAAAAAAACUUUGCUGGUCAC